This is a messenger RNA of Racocetra persica, 365 nucleotides long. The record is from the annotation of a GenBank genome assembly. NCBI's taxonomy places the organism in Eukaryota, Fungi, Glomeromycota, Glomeromycetes, Diversisporales, Gigasporaceae.
CUUGAAAUUAAAGAUGGUUUAAAGUAUGCAACUAAUCUUAUAAACUAUGCCAAAGCUCUAAACACGUUCGUUACUAGAAAAGACAAAUAUAAAAACAAAUUAAGGUUAAUACAACUUGAAAUAUCUAAAGCAAAAAACUCAUUAAUCAAUAAUAAAGAUAUUUUAAUUUUAGAUCCAAUUUCAAAUAAUACUGCAACCAGGUGGAAUUCCACAUAUCUCUUAUUAAGUCAGCUAUUUAUACUCUAUGAAGCAAUAAAAAAGCUUCAAGAAGAUCUUGCAAAAGAUAAAAAAAAAGAUGUUAGAAAUAAUGCUAAAAUACUUGAAAAGUUACUUCUUAAUAAUAAUGAUUUGCUAGAAAUCCAGAA